Molecule: messenger RNA, 723 nt
Organism: Cladophialophora yegresii CBS 114405
Lineage: Eukaryota; Fungi; Ascomycota; Eurotiomycetes; Chaetothyriales; Herpotrichiellaceae
Exons: 1
Coding region: 1-723 (240 amino acids)
Molecular function (GO): metallopeptidase activity
Source: RefSeq, a predicted model, not a curated record
AUGGCGGCAGAAGGAAAGAAACGCUACCCGUGCGUAACACAAUCUGGUCUUCAGGAGACAUUCGGCCAGCCACCGAGUGGGGAACAAUCUGGCGAUGGCGACGGGCGGGACGAAAUUGUCGUUGGUGUAGGGCCCAUCAUACCCCGUUGGACUGCAUCCACAUCCAACCCCACCAAGCUUCUCUACUUCGUAAUUCGAGAAGGGUUCCCGAGUGACACCGACUUCCAGUAUGCUGCAACCGCGUUCCAACAAGCAGCCGACGAGUGGAACGCCAUUGGGUUUGGAGUGAAUAUCUCGCGGACGUCCAAUCGAUCACUUGCAAACUUCGUGGUCAGGUACUUCAAACCCACCGUUGAUGAAGGCGUCCUCGCUUCAGCUUUCUUCCCAAACGAGGUCGAAGAUGUUCUCGUCUACCACAAGACUCUUGUGGAGCCAGAGUGGAGAGCAAGUCUCAAGAAUACCUUCUUGCAUGAGAUCGGACACAUCAUCGGCCUUAGACAUGAGUUCGCUAUCGUGCCGGACACCAUGGGGAACGGGCCAGAGCAGACUCCGGCAAAGCAAUUCGGAAGCAAGAAUCCGCACUCGGUCAUGAGCUACGAGGACAUCAACAACAUUCAGGAUACCGACAAGAAGGACGUCAGGGAUUUCUACAAAUUGCCGAACAAUAGCGAGAUUGACGGAGUCAGGAUCCGGGACUAUGUGCCAAGGCCUCUUAGACAGUGA